Neopelma chrysocephalum (saffron-crested tyrant-manakin) is the source of this 2475-nucleotide messenger RNA. It is a transcript of the gene TTC29, whose product is annotated as tetratricopeptide repeat domain 29. The coding region runs from base 830 to 2200 and encodes 456 amino acids. The record is from RefSeq and is a predicted model, not a curated record. Gene Ontology annotation, molecular function: protein binding. The transcript has 15 exons. NCBI's taxonomy places the organism in Eukaryota, Metazoa, Chordata, Aves, Passeriformes, Pipridae.
CUCCAGCGCCUCCCCUGAGGGCAGCCCAGAGUGAGCGAGGGGAGGCGCCUCACAGUACCCGAGAGUGGGUCGUGACGGGGAGAAUCCAGCCGGCAUACGAGCAGUGCAAAAACACCUGUUAAACUUCGAGGAUUUGUGGGACGAAUAAUGCAAAAUACGUGGUAAACUUCAAGGAUUUGUUGGACUGCCCCCACACCCCCCCCAGCCACCACCACCCCCGGUUUCUGAGGCGCUGUGUAAAAGCUGCUAAAUCGCCGCUUAACUCCGCAGUGGUCACUUGGGAAAACCCAGGACCUCGGAUGCGGAGAUAAAUUAGGACCGCAGGGGGUAUAGUCUGCCAAAUAUUCAAGGGACUGCUGCUGUCUGCAAGGAGGCAAACGCAGAUUUUAGUCAAAGGCAUGACUGAGUCGUGUGUGCUGGAAGAAACCCCAUGGAGUAAGAGAUGAUCAUUGAAGGGAAAGGCUGGUUUUUGGAUCCAGAAGCAUCUGUGACCAGCAGUUUGGAUGAGAAGCAGAAGCAUUAGUGUGAAGGAUGAAAGAUCAUUUAAAAUAGGAAUAAGAUACUGCUUCAAUUCCAGGCUCAGAAAUCCUUCUCAGUUUUAAGGAUUACAGAGGCACGAGGUGGAGUCUUGUACUUCUGAGAAAGGAUAUACAGUUGCUGGCACUUGCCCACUCUGAGGAACAAGGAUCUGCACUCAAAAAAAGGUAGAAAACAAUCCAAAGUGAAGAAUCCUAGAGGACCCCCCUUGAGAGCUGAAAGCCACCCAUCCCUCAUGUGAAAGACACUCCUUUGCACUGUUUCUAACAGGUUGCAGUUACUGUAAGUUAAAAUGAAUGUGUUGCCUCAAGCGAUCAUACAAAGCCCAGGGGAGCAUCCCAGGUUCGUAAAGCAGCCUGUUUGCCCCCCAUUAGACUUUGCAAGGAUUCAUUUGAUCAAAGACAAAGAUGGCAUAGAUGAUUAUUUGGCGAAGAAUAUCAAAGGGUUGUCAAAACAAGAAGCUGCCGCUAACAGGAAUUCAUACACGAAGAACAUCUGCAUAGACAUGCUGCGACGGGGUUAUCACAAGUCCUUCUCCGAGCUCUUCACUCUGAUACAGAAGUGGAAUGCCUUGAGGGAGGCUGCAGGGCCUGGGUCAGCCAUAUGGCAUGAGAAGUCCCUGGAGGAGCAGCCUGAUAAGCUGGAUCAGCUUUACCACUUCCUGACCAGGGCUGAGGCAGCCCAGCGAGCAGGGCUCUAUGAGGAGGUGUACGAUAACCAGCUUAACUUGGCCUGCUCUUUUGAAGACCCUGAGGACAAAUGGUUAAGUGAAUACUUUUAUGAGCAAUGCUUUAACACUGCUAAAUUAGUAAAAGUUGAUGGUGGGAAGAGAAAGGCACAAGCACAUGUAAACAUGGGCCUCAUCAAUGAGGGACGCGGUCAUGUCAUGGAAGCUGCUGAGCAUUAUGAAGCAUUUUAUCAGCUAACAGAGGGAUCAUCAUGGACGGAUGAGACAGGCCAUACUUACAAUUUACUGGCAUGUGAGCAUCUCUGGAGAAUUUAUACAUUACUAGCAGACAAAAUGCUAGAAAAUAAAGAACACCAAGAGGCCAUCAAAACACUAAUAAAAGCUUUAAAGAUGGCAAAAGAAGCAGGUAAUGUGAAGAUGGAAGGAGAAGCUGCAUAUUGCUUAAGUUUGGCAUAUCAUUUUUCUGGAGAACAACAGACAGCAUUAUCAAUUUUGAACACCUCUUUAGCAAUAUUCACAGCACUUCGUGAUUCUGCUGGCCUGGGCAGAGCAUAUGCAGCUGCAACCAAGAUCCUGGCAAGUCAGGGGAAGUCAGCUGAAACUUUGAAGUACUUGGGAGAGUUUAUGAAGGAUGCUGAGAACGCUCAUCUAAGCCAAAGCGUGGUGGAUGCAAAUGUAUUACUUGGGAAAGUUCACAAUGAAAGAGGGAACUAUAUUGAAGCUUUUGAAUAUUUCAGUCAGGCUUCUGAGGCAGCCAAAUCUUUAAACAGUGUGCCUUUAGUGGAUGAAACAAAGGCUUACUGUGGCAUUGCAAAGGCUCAUCAGCUGAUGGUGGCAUUUAACAGCCAUGUAGCAGCAGAAGAUCCAGUCAGCCUCAAGUACCUGCUGGCAUGGAAGGAAAACAGAAGUGACAUGUGCGCUGACCCUCUUACAGUCGAACUUGAUAAAGAAACAAAUGCCUCAAAGCCUCUGUGAGCCUCUGUCCAAGACACCAGUUCUAGUUCCUUCCUGAGGAUGCCUCCUUACUGACAGAGGAGCUGAUAGAUGUAUAAUGAGUACAGGAAGAUCCUUGAGGAGACAUGCAACAAAGUAGGAAUUUUAGUAGGGAUUUUGUUGUUAAAAUGGGAGCAAAGCGUUGCAGUACAAAUAUCUGAGAGCUCUAAGAUUUUUUAUGACUGAAAUGUGGCUUCAAUGUGUAUUACAUGUUUUUAUCAAAAAUAGCUGGUGUUGUUGAAAUAAAUAAAAAAAAA